Messenger RNA from Moneuplotes crassus, 751 nucleotides. Lineage: Eukaryota; Ciliophora; Spirotrichea; Euplotida; Euplotidae. The record is from the annotation of a GenBank genome assembly.
UUGAAAAGAUUUAGUUAUGAGUUGGCAUAUAAAAUUCAUUGCCGUUGUGAUGGUAAUGCUGCUUAACGUAGUACUUACGAGGACAACAUAUAGCAGGCGAUCAAGUACUUCGUAUAGGUCAGGAAGUAGCUCGACUGGCUCUUGUACAGGAGGGACUUCUACCUGUGUCAUUAUUCCGAUAGUCUGAGUUUUAGGAUUUUUUGGAUGAAUUUGUGGCUUAAUAGUAACUGCUCAUGUUGUUAAAGCCAUUAAGAAAAAAAAAGAGCAAGAUUUGAGAGAUAAAGUUAGGCUUGAGAAGAAAAGAAAAGAGGAGCUUGAGAGAAGGCAGAAGGAAGAAGCUUCCAGGUUAGAAAAGUUACAAAAGCAACAAGAGGAGCAAAUGAAGAAUCAGCUUUUCAUAAACCAGACAGACUACUCUAUAACUCCUCAGCCACAGGCCCAAUUCGUGAUGCCUGGAACAGCAGUGCAGCCGACUUACCAAAUUACGAAUCCUUAUGCGGGAAAUCAUAACUAUCAACCAGUCCCUGUUGUGUAUGACCCUGCUGUUUAUGGAGUCCAGUAUGAUGAGAACUGGCAGGUGCCUGAUCAAAAUCUUAUGUAUACUGGUAGUCAUCCGAUGGCGAGUAUGAGUAAUUUUCCUCAAGAUGGACAGAAAAAUGUUGAUCAGACUAAGGUGGUACCUUAUGAAACAAAUGAGACUGCUAGAGGGUUGGCAUAAUAUGUUUUGAAUAUAAGAUUUUAAGAUUCCAUA